UUUCCCAGCAGAUAUGAAAUAAACACCUGUAAUGAAAAACACACACUUCGCUAAUUUGGGCUACUUGGUGAAGAUAUCGUCAUAAGAAUGUCAUUGAAUUAAGCAUGAUAUGAUAAAAAUAGGUUGUGCCGCAGUAGCGCUGCAGCCACGGGCUCCACACCGGAUACGCCAAAUAUGGUCAGGACACGCUGCUCUCUGAUUGGCUGCUCACAUUAGCGACAGGGUUGUUGCUGGAGCGCUUUGAGUGGGAGAUCCAUCAUUGUAAUUGACAAUGGAUGCGAGAAAAAAAACAUCUUUUAAUAGCAAGGGCGUCGUUGAACUAUCACAACAUUCCUUUGCUUGUUAUCACAUAUCGUGUUGCCCUUUUUGUCAUCAGCUAGUUUUUAUUUUUGCGUUUCCUAAAUACCACCUUCUUUUCUAUUGAUGAUAUCAAAUGCACAUCUUGUCUUAAUAAUAUGUUUCUUGAGCUCACUGCAUUCGGGAUAUUAAACUGUUUAUCUCUGUAAUAUGCAAAUGAUAUCAGGAUAUACACAGACUGCAAACAAAGCACGUAAAAUGACGUAUGUUAUUCAUUCAUGUGAACGCUUUAACAUAAUUACCUACCACAAAGAUGAGGUUACGCAUACGGUUGGCACUGUCAGAUUUUACGAAAUAAAUUAAAAUGUUAAAAGCAGGGAAAUAUGUGAAAUGCAGUCGGCUCGUGUUGACCGUCUCCCCUCCGGAUCAGUGGUACAGUCUCGUCUCACAGUUUUCAUUCAUAAAAAUCUGCCUCACUAUAAAAAGAAGCAGCGCUGAUGGCUGAUGCCUUCUUGCGUAGUGACCAAAAUCUAGAUUUGAAAAAAUACCGCAAAACCUGCAAUCGGUGACAUUAGUCACACAUUAAUCUCGCUCUCGUCAUCUCUUUGUGUGGUCUGCCAGGAAUGAUGCCUAAAAACGUAUCCGCGUGUCGGAGUGUUUCUCAGGUGUCUGCAGAAGAAGAGCUGCACGCAUCAGACCCUCAGAUGAAGGAUACGCAGAAGGCAGGUGUUGAGAAGGACGAGUGUUUAAACACAGAGGCAGCCGAUGAUCCCUUUGUUCCCACGGUCACUGCUGUAGCUUCAGCUCCAGACCUGAAGUGGAUGGUCCUGUCGACGGACAUCUCUUCAGUGUCACCCUGCAGCGCUGCGAGACAUGAAAGACCACAGAGCACAUCUCGCUCCAAAGACUCGAAGGCUACUCGAAAGACUUUCACGUGCAGGAAAAAGGGGACGAAAGAGCAGCUUUCACCAGAGGAAGAGGAGAGGAAGCGAAUCAGAAGAGAGAGGAACAAACUUGCAGCGGCCAAGUGUCGAAAUCGCAGACGAGAACUGACCAACAGUCUCCAAGCAGAAACCGACAGUCUUGAGGAAGACAAAGCAGCUCUGAAGUCCGAGAUCGCCAGUCUGUUAAAGGAGAAAAAAAGUCUGGAGCUCAUUCUUUCUGCUCACAAACCCCGCUGUAAAAUCACAGAGGACACAGAAGGAGAAACAGAAGAGAAAAUUCAAGCCCAGGAGGACCAGACACCCCCUCACUCCCCAGACACCACCCCAGAACCUAACCAGGUGCCCACCACCCCCCAGCAAGCCGAACCCCCCUGCACUGCGAUUUUCGGGGACUCUGAUGUCCUGCUGUGUUCCAGUGCAGAACUGGGAGCCGUUGAGGUGGAACCUUACAUUGAUAUGAGGGAUGUAUCCAUGGAAGACAUAAGCGAUGUGAUUGACAGCAGUGAUGACAUGGAUCUGUUGGUGCCGGAUAUCGAUCUCACGAGCUCUCUGGGUUUGAGCGAAUGGGAAACCCUGUACAUGUCAAUGGGAGGCGGGUUAGAACCUAUCACCUCUCUGACAUGUAGCCCCACCUGUAGCAGCAGCAGCAACACUGUGCCUGUUUUCAGCUUCAACGGUGCAGAUUUGGAGAAACAUGAGAGCAACAAAGAGGGCUUGAGCAAGACUAACGCUGCCAAAGAAAUCUUGAUGAAAUUAUGAAAAAGGGGAAUAUGUCAAUGAUGUGAAACACCUUACCCAAAAAAACCUAAUGCAAAGUGUUUCAAAUAUGGGUUCAACACUUCAGAAUAUGGUGAAUGCUGUGUGAAAAAAUGAUAAAGACAUACAAUGUAAUGUGAUCCUAAUAUCCACUGGAGUCACCUGUGUACCAGAUGUGUUGCUUCCAGAUGUUAAAAGUAUUGUUGUUCAUUUGAAAGACAUGCUUAUAAACGAUUUCAUGCACUUUUGUACCUGUAGGUACUUGUAACUGUAUCAGGUGAUUUUGUGUUGUACUGUGCAAUGUGUUACACAGUGUCUAAGUGUGUGACUAGCUGAAUAACAGCUUGUAUUUUGUGGUAUUGUUAAAAAUGUGAUCCUGAACAUGGUGGCAAAAAAUCUAUCGACUCCUUUAACAUUAUGCAUAUUGCUCUUUCUGCUUCCCUUUCAGUGGUCUCGCAUGUCUCUUAUUAACAAAGAAAAAAAGAAGGGAAAAAUAAAGAAAAAUG
Molecule: messenger RNA, 2503 nt
Organism: Triplophysa rosa
Lineage: Eukaryota; Metazoa; Chordata; Actinopteri; Cypriniformes; Nemacheilidae
Product: protein c-Fos
Exons: 4
Coding region: 921-2000 (359 amino acids)
Biological process (GO): regulation of transcription by RNA polymerase II
Cellular component (GO): nucleus
Molecular function (GO): DNA-binding transcription factor activity, RNA polymerase II-specific; RNA polymerase II cis-regulatory region sequence-specific DNA binding
Source: RefSeq, a predicted model, not a curated record